Gekko japonicus is the source of this 1678-nucleotide messenger RNA. RefSeq names its product copine II (gene CPNE2). The record is from RefSeq and is a predicted model, not a curated record. Gene Ontology annotation, biological process: cellular response to calcium ion. The transcript is spliced from 15 exons. Gene Ontology annotation, molecular function: calcium-dependent phospholipid binding. Bases 338 to 1678 code for a protein of 446 amino acids. Lineage: Eukaryota; Metazoa; Chordata; Lepidosauria; Squamata; Gekkonidae. Gene Ontology annotation, cellular component: plasma membrane.
GCCCAGGCCAGCCGCGGCUCAGACGCCGCCGGAGGAGCUGCUGCGAGAAAGGGCCCGGCGGGUGGCGGCUGUGCUGCGCCUCGGGGAGCUGCCGCGGGGCCGAGUCGCCGCUGCCAGCCGGAGAGUGAGGGGCGGGGAUCGAGCGACGACGACGAUGAGCCCCCCGCCCGGGCUCGACUGAAGCGGCCGCCGCUGGUCCGGGGAAGCUGCGGCCAGUUGCCGGACUCGCCGCCUCGGUCUCCGGCGGCGCGCGGGAAUGCUGGCGGCGGCCCGGUGAGAAGCGCUGCUUGGGCGACCAGUCCGGAGCUAUUGUCAGGAACUGCUGCUGCCUGAGUCGAUGGCGUACACCGUAAGCCCAGCUUCUUCUGUGCCCGUGGGGCCCCAGUACUGCGUCUGCAAAGUGGAAUUGUCUGUGUGCGGUCAAAAUCUUCUGGAUAGAGAUGUGACUUCUAAAUCCGACCCCUUCUGUGUCUUAUUUGUGGAGGUGAAUGGGAAAUGGACAGAGAUCGACAGGACAGAAACAGCUGUGAACAACCUCAACCCAGCCUUCUCCAAGAAGUUCAUCGUCGAGUACCGCUUUGAGGAAGUUCAGAAGCUGAAAUUUGCUUUGUUUGACCAAGACAAGUCGAGUAUGCAGCUUUAUGAACACGACUUUCUGGGGGAGUUUUCCUGCACCUUGGGAACGAUUGUCUCCAGCAAAAAGAUGACAAGAGCCCUCCUUCUGGGAAAUGGGAAACCUGCUGGAAAGGGAAUGAUUACGAUAGCAGCCCAAGAACUAUCAGAUAAUCGUGUGAUCACGCUCAGCAUGGCUGGCAGAAAGCUGGAUAAAAAGGACUUGUUUGGAAAAUCAGACCCAUUUUUAGAGUUUUAUAAACCAGGGGAUGAUGGGAAAUGGAUGCUGGUCCACCGAACAGAGGUUAUUAAAUAUACGCUGGAUCCCGUGUGGAAGCCGUUCACUGUGCCUUUAAUAUCGCUGUGCGAUGGGGAUAUUGAAAAACAGAUCAAGGUUGUGUGUUAUGAUUAUGAUAACGACGGGGGCCAUGACUUCAUUGGGGAGUUCCAGACCUCUGUCACUAAGAUGUGUGAAGCCCAAGAUGCCUUUGUGGUAGAAUUUGAGUGCAUUAACCCCAAAAAGCAGAAGAAGAAACGGAGCUAUAAGAACUCCGGCAUCAUCGUAGUGAAAUCCUGCAAAAUCACCAGAGAUUAUUCCUUCCUGGACUACAUCCUUGGGGGCUGCCAGCUAAUGUUUACGGUCGGAGUUGACUUCACGGCAUCCAACGGGAAUCCCCGGGACCCCACCUCUUUACACUACAUUAACCCCAUGGGAACAAACGAAUACCUUUCAGCCAUUUGGGCCGUGGGGCAGAUCAUCCAGGACUAUGACACAGAUAAAAUGUUUCCUGCCUUGGGAUUUGGUGCCCAGUUGCCACCAGACUGGAAGGUUUCUCAUGAGUUUGCCAUUAACUUCAACCCUACCAACCCAUUCUGCCUUGGUGUGGAGGGCAUCGUCCAAGCCUACUCCAGCUGCCUGCCUCACAUACGUUUUUACGGACCAACCAACUUCUCCCCCAUCAUUAAUCACGUGGCUCGGUUUGCAGCCCAGGCGACCCAACAGGAGUCGGCAACUGUGAGUGUUCUCUCCCUUUUGACUUUGUUGUUUUCGGAAGACCUGGAAUAA